UGUCAGUUGGUCAGGGUCAUGUGAGCAAUUUCCUUCCUCAAUUGUCCAUUUUUUUGCUGUUGAUAGCGACAAAAUUGACGUUUACCAACCUUGACCUACAUUUGAGGAGCUAGCAAGGCUUGUUUACUUUUGGAGGUCCGGAUGGCAUCCUGGUAGCCGAAAGGCGACAAAUCAACUGGAGUAGUUUCUAAUAAGUGCGGAUUCGGGGAGUGAGAUGGAGGCUCCAGAGGGUGACAGGAAGGAGGUUCGGCGGCCGAUGAAUGCGUUCCUCAUUUUCUGUAAACGGCAUCGUACAAUGGUACGUGAAAAGAAUCCUCACCUUGACAACCGGAGUGUGACACGGAUCCUUGGCGACCUGUGGGCGAACCUUCAGGAGGAGGAGAAGUCUCAGUACACAGACCUGGCUAAACAGUAUAAGGAUGCAUUUAUGAAGGCAAACCCAGACUACAAGUGGCACAACCCUGACAGACUUACUCACUGUCCGACUGGCAAGCCACUAACCCGCCCCUCAAACAUACGCUUGGGCAGAGAUGAGAGUGAGCUCUCCUUGGAGGGAUCCAUUACACCAGGAAAACUAGCAGAUCCUAGUAACAUGGGUGGUCUGAGUAACCUUCUCGUGGACAAACCACCUUACAGUGACAGUCAUAAACUGACUUCUGCUGCGAAGUCCGCCACGACAGGAACUCCUCAGGCCUCUGUCACGUCACUCAUGGAUCUGGCUAUGAUGUGCAGCUCCGAGCUCAGUGAUGACCAGUUGAUGUCAGAUCACCAUGGAAACAUAGUUGACCAUAGUAACAAGAUCCUUGACUUGACCACAAAAGAAGAAAAUUGUAUUGACAUGGAGGAAGUGAGAAGCUUUAAUGGUUCAGGGGAAUCAAAUGACAGCGAGAAAGGCUGGAGUAACAACAGUGAUAGGGAAAGUAAGGGUGGAUUAGACUCCAGUGGUGAUAAAAUGGUGGGUAAGUGUGAGGACGGAGUUGACAAUAGGACCUCAGGAAAGGUCAUGGUGGAAAACCUGAUAGAUAAGUUAUACACAGGGUCUGGUGUUCAGUCACGGCCCAGUAACAAUGUAGGUAACAGGGAUACGGGAUCAAGCAAGACUGAGGUCCCCGGGCUCGUAACAUCUAGUCCUGCUGAUGUGACUGGCUUAUCAGGGACUAGGCCAAAAGGUUCAUCUAUUGGUGCCCAACACAUACCUGGUCUUGCUUCGUUCCUGAUGAAUAAAUCCACCAAGUACAACGUGAAUGAUGAGUUGGUACGGGGAGAAAAUUACGGUGGGCGAAAGCGUUGCUACUCAGAGACGAGUGUUGAUAUCUAUGCAGACCAUAGGAAGCUACAUCGAAUUCUGAAGGACAAUGGUGCAGAGGAGAACAUCGAGUUACAACCAGCAUCACUGGACCAGGAGUUUGGGGAGGGAGAGGUGACAGAGGAUGGAAUGCAUCCAGUUCGGAAGUCCAAAAGACGUAAUCGAGGUCAGAGAUAUCAGGAGCUCAUCAAUGAGGGAAUAAUUCAGCCGUCCAAGGAGAGGAUGGCGGUGAUAAAAGGGGGGACCAAUAGUAGUCACAAUGAGCAAGACAGCAGUGAGGAGGAAGUGGUUCCCAGACCUCUAGGGGAUCUUGGGUUUGACGUUCUGUCGGUGUACCCCAGACAGAUCCGCAAACGAACGUGUUCGGAAUCGGAGAAAACUCGCUCUCUUCAGGAAGACAUCCAACGGUACAAAACUGGUGAUUUUGACUUGGAGGCUCACAUCGCCACUCUGCCAGCUUGUUCCCUGGAGAAGGUGUCGCGGAACUCCAAACGUCCAGCCGGGAAAGUCCGCUCAAUGAGUGAAAGCUGUGGGCGAUCUUCUGGUAUGAUAGAAACCAAUGGCUCACUUCCAGGUGUGGCUCCGGUGCCUGAAGUAGUGUUGACUGUUCCCCCUCACCUCAAACAAAACAAACAGGCUGAGCCAGUGACUGGAAGUCAGCGACGCAAGGCUCGCAAACACUCUGUCACUCAUCUCCAAUUAGUCCGGCCAGCACAAAACACAUAUGAAAAAAUAAAGGUUGAGGUAUCAAACACAGUCAAGAAAACUGAAGCAAGUCUAAUACAAGCUGAACCUGGAGAUAGACCAACUCCAAACUCAAACUUUGAUCCAAAGCUGGAUGUGAUAAAAUCUGACAUGUCGGAGACAACUGACCAAAAGCAAAGUAUAAAUACUGAUGCAGGUCAGAGGUCAGUCGACAAGUUUAGUGAAAAUACAAACACACUGAAUGGAAACACUCUGAGUGCGUGCAAUAUGAUUGACAACAUUCUCGUGUCGCUGGUUGACAGGAAGGAUGCUGCAUCAGGCAAUGUGGUGGACAGUAGCUGUGGGACUGUUCAUUGCCCGAUAGACUCUCAAGAAAAUUAUAUUGAAUUACUAUGUAACUCAGCAGCAGUUUCUGCUCCUACACAACAAAUCAGCACAGAUUCAGCGGUUAAUCUCCUUACAUCACAAAUGAUUGGUUUAGAAAAUGCAGCUUUCCCCCUUUCUCCACAGAUUACCAGCAUGGAUACGUCACCUUCAUUGACUAAAUCAGAUUUGUCUGGAUUUGAAUGUGGAUUGGAAGGUUUCACUAGCUUAAAAACACCAACUGCUGGAAAAGGAGAGCAGAAAUCUCUAUGCAUUUUGUCCACAGAAGCCAAUAUCACGCCUGUAAGUAGUGUGGUCAGUACCACCACCGAUAUCACUAUGCGCAAUAACUCUCCACAAUUUGACAAUUCGUCCAGUGAUGAGAAGACAAAAGACUUGUUGAAGGACAGUGGUGAUGUUCAAUCUGUUCAUACUUCUAUCACCAUGGCAACCAGCAGCCCAGCAGGGGGGUCCUUCAUUUCUGAGGUGCCAUGCGUCACGGGACAGGAGUACCUGGUGACUCCUCCUCAGCAAGUGGCGGCCGUCAACUCUUAGUAGAGGUUGGAGAAGGGAGCCAACUCUUCGUAUAGGUUAUACCAAGGUGGACAUUUUAAGUGUAGAUUGUAUCACAAAGUCAUUUCUUAAUAUGCUGUGAAAGGUGUUUUUUUCACACAAAAUAUUUUUAUUAGUACAAUAACUAGGGUUGGAACGGUUAAAAAUGUGUUGUGCAUUGGUGAUGGAACCAUAAAUGAUGAACUGUCAUCUUGAACCUAAUAUAGUAUUAAAAAUUGCAUCAUGGAUAUUUCCGGUGCCAAAUUAAUAGCUAAACAGAUAGCAGUUGACAAAUGCACCUCGUAAUGCAUCUAACCUCAGCUUUUUAAGUUGAAUUACUUAGUGGAAUUUUCCCUCUUUCACAGGAUACAUGUUUUUACUCGGCAUUUGUGUUAAGUACAAGUUAAACAGUAAAGACAAGAUCAGAAAUAUUUGCUUGUUCUUGUAAGUUUAUAUUUGGUCUAAAUCAGACUUCAGUAACCAAGGGUGUACAAAUUCUACUUUGAGGGCUUGUGAAAACUGUCAGUGCUGUUAUGAAAAUAUAGGUGGGCUGGUGUUAUUGAUCAGAACGGGCCUGCAGCCUAUUACUCUUAAUAGGAAAUUAUUGUUUUAAAAAACCCACCUGGGCAAGACAGCUCAACGUCAAAAAUAUCCGACAAUGCAUGGACUUUAAUGCAUGCCUAAACAUUGCUGUAUGUUAAGUUUGCUGUAGAUAACUUAAGUAUGAAUUAAUGUUUGUAUUUAUUUUUAUUGUUACAACCAUUUGAACUAACUGGGGACUUGAUAACCGUAUCACAUUGCUGACAGGGCAAUGUUAAAACACAGCGAAAUGAUUGUGGAAAGUUUUACAUCAUGAAUUGUUUGCAAUUGUUAAGAAAAAACGAUGUGAAAAUGUACACUUUUAUUGUAGGUUGUGGUUUACUAGGGAGAUGAUUGAAGAAGUGAAUACGAACCUUUCCUCCCUGUGGUUGUUGUAGAUUAGUGGUGCAAGUUAAAUUAAUUAAAUAUACGUAGCUCUCAGUUCUAAAGAAGACACACCAUAGGUUAAAGUUCAACACAGAUAAUUAAAAAUUCUGUAAUUAUAUUUAAAGUCGGUCCUAAAUUAUGAAUUUCAUGUCUUCUUAUAAACUUAAACUAUACAUAUAUACUUAGAAUUCUGUAAUCAUCAUCUUUCAUUCUGUAAAAUAAAUUUUCCAGGAUUUCAUAUCUUCACUUACUGAUUUGUUUUGAGGAAAAAGCUCAAAAUUUUAACACAUUCUAUAAAACAAUUAACAGUAUAGGUAUAUGGUAUCUAGUUAUUUUUUUUAAUUUGUUUGUCCCCUUCUCCAAACGAUUUAGAUAUCUUAUGUGAACUGAAAAGUCAUACAGUGUAUAUUUAAUUGUUAUGUACAGGUACACUAACAAGCUAUGUUACUUUCGUAUACGACCACUGAUUUUGUUGAAGGUAAUGUUUUUUUCUUUCUUUCUUUCUUUCUUUUUUGCUCACCUGGUCUGAAGGACCAAGGUGAGCUUAUGGCA
This is a messenger RNA of Mizuhopecten yessoensis (Yesso scallop), 4444 nucleotides long. RefSeq lists its product as uncharacterized. The transcript has 9 exons. Gene Ontology annotation, biological process: regulation of transcription by RNA polymerase II. The record is from RefSeq and is a predicted model, not a curated record. Gene Ontology annotation, cellular component: nucleus. Bases 215 to 2929 code for a protein of 904 amino acids. NCBI's taxonomy places the organism in Eukaryota, Metazoa, Mollusca, Bivalvia, Pectinida, Pectinidae. Gene Ontology annotation, molecular function: RNA polymerase II transcription regulatory region sequence-specific DNA binding; DNA-binding transcription factor activity, RNA polymerase II-specific.